AUGUCCAGGUUAGGGCAGUCGUUUCGAAGGCUGCUCGGGUACAAGGAGAUGCGAUUGGCGCUGCUGGGACUGGAUGCCGGGGGCAAGACGACCACUCUCUACAAGCUUCAGGAGCUUUUCCCGCCGGAUCCAGCAGGUGAGAAGAACGUCGAUGUUCCCAUGGUGGUGAUUGAGGAGAUUCAUCACAAAAACGUGAAGUUCAGGGUCUGGGACGUGGACGGGGCCAAGAGAGCACGCAGCGCCUGGAGGUUUUUGGUUGACAGCACCGACGGUCUGGUCUUCGUGGUCGACUCGCUGGACAGGGAACGAAUCGACGAGGCGGCUCAGGCAUUCCACAGCAUCGUGACUGACAAGUCUCUGAGAAACAGCGCCAUUCUGGUCCUGGCCAACAAGCAAGAUAUGAAGACGGCCUUGAGCCCUGUCGACGUUUGCGUGUCGCUGGAUCUCCACAGCCUUCGCAACCACCGGUGGCAUAUCGUCGGGACUUCAGCUUCCACGGGCGAAGGCCUCUACGAGGCUUUGGACUGGCUCACCGACACUCUGAACCAGAUGCAGGCUCGAGGUCUACCCACAUGUGUCGUCGGAGAAUCCGGAUGGCAAGCCUGGUUCUGA
Messenger RNA from Marchantia polymorpha subsp. ruderalis, 612 nucleotides. Lineage: Eukaryota; Viridiplantae; Streptophyta; Marchantiopsida; Marchantiales; Marchantiaceae. The record is from the annotation of a GenBank genome assembly.